AUGGGAGGCCGGGCGUGGGCACCCCGAUAUUGUCAGCGGUGGCUAAAAUUGGCCUUCGGCAAGCAGAACAAAAUCAAACCGACAGCUCCGAGUUGUGAGACCCUGCUGGUGGUCCCUGAAAAAUCCAAGAAACACCGAGUCGUUAUACCUUGGUCGACCCAUUUUCAAGACGAGUAUAAAAAAGUCACCAACCUUUACGUGAACAACAAAAUACGGACGACCAAAUACCGGUUUUGGUCCUUUAUACCUAGGAAUCUCUUCGAACAGUUUCACAGAGUCGCCAAUCUGUACUUCUUAUUUAUCGUCCUGCUCAACUGGGUCCCAGCGGUGGAAGCCUUUAGAAAAGAAGUCACCAUGAUUCCCCUCUGCGUGGUUCUCACCAUUAUCGCCGUGAAAGAUGGCUUGGAGGAUUACACGAAGUACAAACUAGACAAAAAGAUAAACAACUUCACCACCAGAGCGUAUUGUAGAAGAGAGAGAGACUACGUGGAUAAGUUUUGGAGCAAUGUGGCCGUGGGGGAUUUCAUCCGACUGGAGUGCAACGAAGAGAUUCCCGCCGACAUGAUCCUGAUCUAUUCUAGCGACGGGGAUGGGAUCUGCCACAUCGAGACCUCGAGCCUGGAUGGAGAGACCAACCUGAAGCAGAGACAGGUGGUGAAGGGCUUCGCCGAACAGGCCUAUGAAAUCAAUCCAGAAGAAAUUAUAUGCAGAAUAGAAUGCGAGACUCCUAACAACGACCUUAAUUCAUUCCGGGGCUUCAUUGAGAACGUGGACCAGGAGCGAGUGGGCUUAAACAAGGACAACCUGCUGAUGCGAGGGUGCGUUAUCAGGAACACGGAAGCUGUGGUUGGCAUUGUGGUGUAUGCAGGUCAUGAAACAAAAGCCAUGUUAAACACGAUGGGAGCGCGGUACAAGCGAAGUAAACUAGAGAAGAGAAUGAACAGGGACAUCCUUUGGUGUGUGUUGCUACUCAUAAUGAUGUGCUUCAUAGGGGCGAUCGGGCACCGACGUUGGCUAAGUGCCAAUCCGACACCCCCUCUCUACACAAGCGGGAAAGAAUUACCUGCAGAACUGGGAGGUUUUCUAAUGUUUUGGACAAUGAUAAUUUUAUUGCAGGUCUUAAUCCCGAUUUCUCUUUACGUCUCCAUUGAAUUCGUCAAACUGGGGCACAUCUUUUUAAUCAGAAACGAUAUCGAUUUAUACGACGAAGUGUCCGACCGAAAGAUCCAGUGUGGAUCCCUGAAUAUCGCAGAAGAUCUGGGACAGAUUGAAUAUAUUUUCUCGGAUAAAACGGGUACGCUAACCGAGAAUAAAAUGGUGUUUCGGAGAUGCAGCAUCGGAGGAUUGGAAUAUGGCCAUGAGGAAAAUGCCAAGAGACUAGAAACGUAUCAAGAUUACGACGAAGAGGAAGACGAGGCAGGCUACCUCUCGUCGCAUUCUUCGCUGAGGCAUGCGGCCAGGGCAAGGUUCUUCAGUCGCAAAUCCAGCGAAUUUUUUAACUCCCGCAUUUUCCACACUUCCAGCAGCAUCGGCUGUGUUGGCUGGAGACAACUGGCUUUCAGUAGCCCUCUCGAAACGGGUGUUGUGCCCGAUAUGCGACUGGUGAGGAAAGUUAACCGGAUCUCAUCCAAAGGAUAUUCAAACCCAGACAAACAGAAGCCAAUCCCGGAAUUAAUGUAUAUCACGGAAUUCUUCAUUGCCCUGGCAAUUUGCAACACGGUGGUCGUGUCUGAACCUGAUCAACCACGACUUAAGAGACGGUGGUCUUCUAUGGUCAAAAUGCCCGCUUUAAAUCUGGGAGAAUUUAAAAAUAUAUUCCAAAGGUUGUCAAGUCGCAAAAUGAGCACUCAAAGCCCAGAUUCCUCCGCGGGACGUAAAGAGAAACCCGAGAAAUCCAGAAGGCUGUCUGUUCACGUGAAAUUCCCGUCUACUCCAGCGCAGCUCUCCGACAGUCUGGAAACGCCAACCGCCUCCCCCAGCCCCCAAUUGCCAGAUAUUUUAAGGUUACCCGAGAACCGGCCACACAGAUUGUCGUACGAGUCGUUAAACAACCCCCUGUCCGAGAUAUGUUACGAAGCGGAAAGUCCCGACGAAGCGGCCUUGGUUCACGCGGCCAGGGCGUACCAAUGCACCUUGAAAACUAGAAGUCCCGAGCAGGUGCAGAUCGACUUUGCGCCUUUGGGAACGUUAACGUUUCAGCUUCUGCACAUCUUACCUUUCGACUCCACCCGGAAACGCAUGUCGGUGGUUGUGAAACACCCCUUGUUCAACCAGGUCGUGGUGUACACCAAAGGAGCCGACACCACCAUUAUGAAUUUGCUGGAUGUGGGAUUAACAGAUAAAACAGUGCCACCAAAAAAGACAGUCGAAGAUCGAACCCAGAGGCAUUUAAAUGAUUAUGCCAGGCAAGGGCUUCGUACCCUUUGCAUCUCUAUGAAGGUGCUGAGCGACAAGGAAUAUGAAGAGUGGCUGAAAGGACAAUACUUAGCUGAAAGCAGCAUAGAAAACAGAGAACAGCUCCUGCUGGAGUCAGCGGAGAGGCUCGAGAAUAAAUUAACCCUGCUAGGGGCCACUGGAAUCGAGGACCGAUUGCAAGAAGGGGUUCCAGAAACCAUAGAGGCUCUCCGGAAAGCGGGAAUUAACGUUUGGAUGCUCACAGGCGAUAAAAAAGAGACGGCCAUCAAUAUUGCCUAUUCCUGCAAAUUACUGGAUGCAUCAGACAGACUUUUCUCCCUCGACAGCGAAGAUUUGGAGACCUGUGCGCAGAAGGUGAAAAGCAUUUUGGAAGAGAUCGAGAUGAAAACUCGUACCCCAAAGCCCGGCAACCUCCCGGGAACAGUGACUUCCGCCAGAAAUUUUGCCUUAAUCAUAAACGGCCCCACUUUGGAAUUCGCUUUGCACAAAAAAGUCCGAAACACUUUCAUGCAACUUGCAAGGAAAGUCCGAGCGGUCAUCUGUUGCCGAGCCACACCGCUGCAGAAAAGCAAAAUGGUGAAACAAGCCCAGAACGAGCUCCAAGUGAUGACCUUGGCUGUCGGUGACGGGGCCAACGAUGUGAGCAUGAUUCAAGUGGCAAACAUUGGAGUCGGCAUUUCUGGACAAGAAGGCAUGCAGGCCGUCUUAGCCAGCGACUUCGCCAUUUCCCAAUUCCGUCACCUCCGGAAGCUGCUGUUUGUUCACGGGCACUGGUGUUACACCCGCCUGGCUAACAUGAUCCUCUACUUUUUUUACAAGAAUUUGGCAUACGUCAAUCUCCUGUUCUGGUAUCAAUUCUUUUGUGGGUUUUCAGGAACUCCCAUGAUCGAUUAUUGGAGCCUGAUUUUCUUCAACCUUCUCUUCACUUCGGUGCCACCCGUCAUAUACGGGGUUUUAGAUAAAGACGUUUCUGCAGAAACUCUCAUGAGGCAUCCAGAACUUUACAAAGCGAGUCAGAAAAACGAGCCCUACUUGGGAAUAGCCUUUGCAAUGAACUUGGUGGAUGCAUUUUACCAAAGUCUGGUUUGCUUUUUUAUCUGUUACUUUACCUUGCAAGAUUCUGAUGUCGACAUCUAUUCUUUUGGAAAUCGUAUGAACACUAUCAUGUUUUUUAUAAUAUUACUGCAUCUUCUGAUUGAAAGUAAAAAUGUGACGAUUAUACAUUUCUCUGUUUUCGCUGGGAGCAUCUUUCUAUAUUUCUUCGUUCUUGGGCUUUUGGGAGCUUUUUGUGUCCUCUGUAACCCACCAGCAAAUCCAUACUGGAUUAUCCAAAAGCAACUGACGAAUCCGAUGUUUUAUCUGGACUUCACGAUCGCAAUUACCCUGGCUUUGCUUCCAAGGUUCCUGUUCCGGGUCAUCGAGACCACCGUGUUCCCAAGUCCACUAUUACAAGCCAGAAUUCGUGAAUGUCGGAGCCAUGCACGAAAAAAAAGUGGAGAGCAAACACACAGCAAGUUUAGAAAAAAAUGAA
This is a messenger RNA of Ahaetulla prasina, 3946 nucleotides long. RefSeq names its product ATPase phospholipid transporting 10D (putative) (gene ATP10D). The record is from RefSeq and is a predicted model, not a curated record. The transcript has 22 exons. Bases 1 to 3945 code for a protein of 1314 amino acids. NCBI's taxonomy places the organism in Eukaryota, Metazoa, Chordata, Lepidosauria, Squamata, Colubridae. Gene Ontology annotation, molecular function: ATP binding; ATPase-coupled intramembrane lipid carrier activity; ATP hydrolysis activity. Gene Ontology annotation, cellular component: plasma membrane. Gene Ontology annotation, biological process: phospholipid translocation.